This is a messenger RNA of Hypoxylon fragiforme, 939 nucleotides long. RefSeq lists its product as uncharacterized. The coding region runs from base 1 to 939 and encodes 312 amino acids. The transcript has 2 exons. The record is from RefSeq and is a predicted model, not a curated record. NCBI's taxonomy places the organism in Eukaryota, Fungi, Ascomycota, Sordariomycetes, Xylariales, Hypoxylaceae.
AUGGAGUCUUCUUCUCAGAACCAGGCAGGAAUGGGCUCCUCGGAGCAAAGCAAUGACAACGCUCAAGGCGCGGCAGAAGCCGGCCGUCACUUUGAAGCCUCCUCAGCUCAAGAUCAUUGGAACAUCAGAAUUGUUUCCCACGAGGACCGACGAGAGGCAACCAUCACCAUGCGCCAACUCCCCUCGUCCCUCUUCACCCCCCACGCCAUCUCACGCAGACCCGAGCGCGUCCUGCACCAGAUGGCGACCAUCGCGCUGUCCUCGGCCAUGGACCACCGGCCCAUCCAGCACGCCGAGAUCCCGGCGCCGAUGGCGUUCACCAUCACGCAGGCCAACGCGGCCGAGUACGCGCGCCUCUGCGCGACCACGCGCCCCGGCCGCACCUACGUCUACAGCGUCUUCGGCGGGCCCGACCCCGCCGCCGGCCGCCCCCUCGACUCCCUCGCGGCCUACAGCAGCAUCCACGCCGCCAACAACCGCGUCGUCACCGAGUUCCUCAACGCCCGCGCCGCCGCCGCGUUCGCCGCCGGCGGGGCCGCGUUUGGGGCUGGCGCUGCUUUUAUGGACGAUGACGACGAUGGCCUUGGUGGUCUUGGUGGUCUCGGUGGUAUUAGUGGUAUUGGUGGUAUUGGUGGAGGCAUGCUCGACGACAUCUUCGGCAACGACCUGCUCGAGCAGGACGGCACGACGAUGACGAUGGCGGAGGCGGUCGAGCGCUGCAACUUCACGUACCGCUGGGGCGUGGGUGCGGGCGCGGGGGAGCACGACCCGACGCGCGAGGGCCUGCUGUGGGUCAGCUACCGCACCAUGGUCAUCGGCGCCGGCGACAUCGGCCGCACGUACCGCGUCUUUGCCCAGAGGCUCCAGGUGGAUGACAGCAUGCGCAUCCGAGAUGUGCAGGGGGAUGCGGAGAUGGCGGCGCCCUGGCUCGAUGGAUAA